Linum trigynum is the source of this 3787-nucleotide messenger RNA. NCBI's taxonomy places the organism in Eukaryota, Viridiplantae, Streptophyta, Magnoliopsida, Malpighiales, Linaceae. The record is from the annotation of a GenBank genome assembly.
UAAAGGUGAAUAAGAACACAAUCGGAGAGCAAAAACUCGUCCUUGAAUUUGUCUCAAAUUUUGGGAUAUCACGUAUAUCGUGUAUCGUUGUUCUAUUUUCAUUAUGAUCCUCAUAUAUUUCGAUAAAUGUUAGGCUCUUGAUUUGGUAUAAGAGCCUUUGGUGAUCGAGAGGUUUUUUUGCUCGAAUUUCGAUGACCCCAAUUGUUAUGCACUUGGUGUCUAAUGUAUGUUCAUAUUUCAAGCUCAUAGGAGUACGUUUUCAUUUGAGAAGGUGUGUCAGUAAAUGCAUGAUAUAAGAUCGAUAGUUGAAUCUCUCCCAACAACUCGAAUUCUAUGUCCUUGGUUGUUGACAAUACGAGUGGCAUCCCGAUUGUUGUCAACCCUAUUCUUCAUAACAGCACAAAGCAUAUGAAGCUGACAUCCACUAUGUGCGUGACUUGAUCAAUGAAAUUGUUUUCGUGCUUCAUUAUUUGCCUAUUGAUGAUGAAGGAUAGCAACCCGGUGAACUAUAAUAUUUUUUAUAUUAAAAUUUGUAUGCUUUAUUCUUAAUAUGAAAUAGGUUGCAUACAAUCAGCCUUGAGAAACCACCAAAUCUUGGGGCCUGUCAACAAAAACAUCAUCUUCCUCCCACUUACAAAGUUUAUUGGCCAUGAAAUGGAUUCACUUUGUUAUUAUUACGGUCUGAAGAAUCCAUGUCACAAUUGGAGAGAUCUCUAAUUUCGCGCACACGUUUUCUAACUCAAUCUUCUCCACCUUCCUCGUAUAUGUAUUUUUUCUAAUUAGGUGCUAUAUUAUGUUACCAAAUGGUUUGAUAUAAAAGUAAAAUACUGGGUACCAGAUUUUAAAUUAUUACAAUAAGUGUCACAUCUCUUGUGAAAGUUAAUAUCUCAAAAUAUUAUGCAAAAUGUUCUUUUGUGUCGUGUUUUUUUUUAAAUACAAUAUAUUAGCCAUAACUAUUAAGUAGCGGAUAAUUAUAGCCACAACUAUCGAAAUACAAAUUAUUAUCCAUAACUAUAGUUGUGGGUCAUGAUUUGGCUAACAGCCCGUUACUGUUUUCAAAUUUUUAACGUAGAAGGUCAUGUCAGCAUCGUAAAAAAUAUGAUAUGAUGACUGCCACGUGGGAGCCAGCUCGGCAUCGUAAAAGCUUAGUCAUCAUUACUAACAGAAGUGUUAACGAAAACUUAACGAUUGGCUAAUAAUUUGUAUUUCGAUAGUUGUGGCUAUAAUUCCCCUCUACUUACUAGUUAUGGCUAAUAUGUUGUAUUUGCCUUUUUUUAUGGUUUUGCAGAUUCCCAGCUUAUGUGACAUUUUCUAUAAAAAUUUCUAAAAUGCUAUGUCAUUAAUUCGUUAUGAAAAUUUCACCAAGAAAAAAGAAAUUGUUAUGGAAUGAUGCGUUUCAUUAUUAUUUCUACAAAUUACUUACUGGGCUCGAUCUAUUUCCCCGAUGAUGUAGCUAGCCGUAAGUGCAUUUCUCAUGUUCUCCCUUUUGACUCGCACAACAAAACCCCCACCAUAAUCGCACCCGAUUUGCCAUUUAUGAUGUGCAUAAACAAAAUUACAAGUCAAUAGUAAAGAGAUCGAGUUUGAUUAUUAUCUCUUCUAACUACCUACCUGAAAAUGGCUACUUACUCAUCAUCGCCAUCAUCCCAACCAGAAUCUCUAUUAAUUUUGCCCGAACACCAUGCGAAGCCGCCGCUGGCCGUCGCCGGUGAUAAAACCAGGCCCAACGAUGGUGAUUGUCCAGGCCCAUACGGCUGUGCGGCCCUCAUUCUCCUCACGAUCCUCUUACCCGGUAUUCCCGCUACUUCAAGGCUUGCAACCCUACGCCCCGAGAGCCGACGUCGUUUCCGCUUUCGUGUCAGUUCGCAAUGGGACCACCAGCAGUAAUCGGUUGACUGCCAACUGGGCAAUCACUCUUCAGCUCGACUCCAGCCAAGCGUAUCCACACCGAGCCGUGGCUUUGGUUUUUCACGCUGGCGGCGGCGACGAUUCAGGCCGCAAGAGUGAUAUUGGUGCUGCUGGCGCCCAACGUCUACUCGCAUCGACCCGGCGGUUCUCAGGGAUAAAGAUUUUGGACCGCCAGCGGGAUGAUGGAAUCGUCACGUUUGCGAUCCAGUUGAGGGCCGAAGAAGCAGACGUCGGGGAGCGUGUGGCGGCCUCCAUCUCCAAGGAUUUGAUGGCCGGGAAUCGGUUGCGGUUCAGAGUGUUGGUUCUUGUUUGGGUGCGGCUGGAAAUGGAAUUCAAUGGUGACCGGUAUUAUCUAGCGCGGAUUAGUUGCGAUCCGUUCUGGAUCGAGUCUUCGAGUAUUGCAGGGAGAGAAUCUAAUCGGAAGGAAAAAUGUCGUGUCCAAGUGAUAUUACAAAGCAAGUCGAGUUUUUUGGAGGAAAGCUGGACACAACACAUAGUAUGACAAAAUAAUCUAUCUAGCGCAAAGUAAAACUUCAAGUACGUAAUCAUAACCCCUACAUUGUUGUUUUCCCAAGUUGAUGAAGUUUUGUCUCUAAAAAACGUUGGUGAAGUUUCCUAAGAAUGGAGUUAUAUAUGGAAUAUUUGGUUGAGAUCUUAUGGUACAACGUCAUGCAUGUUCGAUAAAAUAAUAUAUAUGUUUUCAUUUAUCACCGUAAUAAUAUUAUAUGUAUUGAUCUUAUGGUUUAACGACAUUUGUGAUGGCGUAAAAAUUGUUUGGUUGUGCAGGACUCUACAAAGCAAGCCAAGUUCCUUGGAUGAAAAAUUGAACAAACCCCAACACGACAGUAUAAAUCAUGGGAAGUGAGGUCAAUGAUUGGGUUAUUGGAAGGCUGUUGUUUUCUUACAUCUUUUGUGAACUUCCUGUAAGAACGAAACUAUAUCUUUUUAGAUGUAACUAGCCUUUUGUUUGAAUCAACGGACUGCAAAAUACGAGAAGUUUUUAUUAGCAAUGACAAAAGGAUUCAACAAUGGAGAACAAAACAACAUCAUCAGUUAAUCUCCCUUUUUACUCGCAAAAACAAACCGCCCUAUAUGACCGCCAACAUUUGCUAUUUUUGUACAGAAAAAUGAGAGUCAACCGCCUUCCUUCUAUAGGUUUGUACUACUUUGUAGUUCGCCAUAUCUAUAGUUAGGCUAAUUUUUUAGCCGACUGUCUUGCUCAUCAGGGUUACCUGUUAGACCCGGGAUUUAUCUCUUUCAGUGUUAGUAGCCUGGACUUUGACUGUUGGCGUUUGCAUGACUCUAUUAGCGGAUUUGUUGUCCGCGAAAUUAAAUACUUUCAUGUGUAAGUAAAACAUUCAAGUUCACAUUCGUUCAUUCUGAAGUUGUACAGGAGCAUAAAAAUAGGUUAACUUUUUUUCCAUGCAUAUUAAUGUUGUAUGUGUAUCGGUUUAUGGUGUUUAACAUUAUGCAAUAUUGCAAUUGUGCUAUUUGCUCGAGCAGGAUUCGACAAAGCAAGCCUAGUUUCGAAGACGAGAGUUGAACAAGAUUAAAUAUGAGAAAAUAAAUUAGCAGCCUGGUUUCAAAGACAAUCCUUUUGUCAAUCAAGUUUCAGUUAUAUAAGUUCGAAGUGCUAUUUUGAUACAGAGGUCAUAAAGUACAUGGGUUUUUUUGUUUGUUCUUUCGUUGGAGGAUUCAAGAGAAUUUUUCAAUUUUAUGACAAAUCAUUGUUUACUUUUUGUUUAUUUAUCAUGUUUAUUUGUCAUGUCUGACGAAUUUCUCAUCGUGAAAAAAAUGUGUGUUAAUUAGUACAAACCAAAUUGGUAUUGGGCUUUACUUAAAUGGUUGUAUCAAUGCUUAAUAAGAAUGAGUGAAUGAC